Heterobasidion irregulare TC 32-1 is the source of this 474-nucleotide messenger RNA. RefSeq lists its product as uncharacterized. Lineage: Eukaryota; Fungi; Basidiomycota; Agaricomycetes; Russulales; Bondarzewiaceae. The coding region runs from base 1 to 474 and encodes 157 amino acids. The record is from RefSeq and is a predicted model, not a curated record. The transcript has 5 exons.
AUGAAAGUAGUUCAUUUCGAGUUGACACUAUCGAAUCCACAGCUUUCUAGCGAGGGUGUAGAUGAUCGUUCUGCGAAGGAUGUCCUGGACUCUCGGGCCGUAAUCUGUUGGAGGGGCUUGCAGACAGACGUGGACGUGCUAAUGCCCGAUCGGCAUAUGGAUAUACGUUUCUCUGUCACAGACGCUGAGACGCUUACUUCUGGCGAGGGGCCUGUGGAGCUGCAAACAUAUUUAGCCGACCUUCAUGCCUUCUUGGACUCUUCAGAUCCCGACGUUUUGCAACCUAACCCUCCACUGACACUGAACUACGAGGGGAUUGAUUAUAUAUUGGACACUAGUGCCAGUGUACGCCAAAGCAAAGAAAGAGCAUUUUGGAUCUUGAGAGCAGUCAAAAAUCAACCGUCUGUUUACUGUCAUGCGACGAUAUGUCCGAGAAGAGUUGGACCGCGUUUCUCAGUGACUGCGAUGUUUUGA